GGUGAGCAGGAAGGCGAGGGGCUGGCUCCCGGUCCCGGCCCUGCGGUGCCGCAGCCCUGGGCAGUGCAGGUGCUGCAGCUCCGCACCUUGUGCGCCUCUCCGUGUGCUUAAAUAUAUGCAAGUUUAAACCUACCCUGAUUAAGAAAAACAUCUCUGAUUUGGAUACAGAGGAGAAGACCUGGAUACCAAAGUCUGCAAUGUACUGAACUGUGACAUGCUAGGAGAUAUGGCACACCCUGUCAUACAUCUCUUGUACCUGAUGUGGACUGGGGCAGGACCGCUGAGGAUCCAGCUGCACAGUGCUAUCACAGCUGCACAGCUCCCCUGAGGCCAGGCUGGUUCUGCUGGGAGGACUUGAAAUAAAAUGAAGGUGUGAAAUAAACCACUGUCUGGAAGGACCCUGCUGUGACAAGUGCUUUUUGUACAUAAGCUGGUACAGCCAGCCAAGUGCUACAUCUCUGCUCUGAAGGACUGGGAUGCAAACUAGCUCCACUUCAGCUACUACUCUGGUGCAGCUUCCAUUUGGACAUCUCCAAAGUCUGCCCUUUGACCCGGAGACCUCAGCUGGAUGCUUUUCUACUCCCUCCCAUCUUACCUCAACACCUCAAGACACCACUUUCAAAACUGGUUGCUAUUUGAGCUCUGCUGUGUGACAGAUGCAGGGGCUUUAAUCCAGGAUGAAUGAAUGCUACUAUGAUAAGCGCAUGGACUUUUUCUAUAACAAGACAAACACAGACACGGUAGAUGAGUGGACGGGGCCACAGCUUAUUGUUGUUCUGUGUUUUGGGACGUUUUUCUGCCUCUUCAUUUUCAUUUCAAAUUCAUUGGUCAUAGCAGCUGUGGUCAAGAACAAGAGGUUUCAUUUUCCCUUUUACUAUCUUCUGGCCAACUUAGCUGCUGCAGACUUUUUUGCUGGAAUUGCCUAUGUCUUCUUGAUGUUCAACACUGGCCCAGUGUCUAAGACAUUAACUGUUAACCGCUGGUUUUUGCGUCAGGGUCUUCUGGACACCAGCCUGACAGCUUCCCUGGUGAAUCUGCUCGUCAUAGCUGUUGAGCGGCACAUGUCGAUAAUGCGGAUGAAGAUCCACAGCAAUCUUACGAAGAAGAGAGUCACCUUUUUAAUUAUAUCUAUUUGGGCCAUUGCUAUUUUCAUGGGUGCUGUUCCCACCCUGGGUUGGAACUGCCUCUGUGACAUUACUGCCUGCUCAUCCCUGGCACCUAUUUAUAGCAGAAGUUACUUGGUGUUCUGGAGUGUCUUAAACCUGGUUGUCUUCUUCAUUAUGGUGGUGGUUUACAUAAGAAUCUAUAUGUACGUCCAGAGGAAAACCAAUGUCUUAUCAUCGCACACUAGUGGAUCCAUUAGCCGUAGGAGAACCCCUGUGAAGCUUAUGAAGACUGUCAUGACUCUCUUAGGUGCCUUUGUUGUCUGCUGGACUCCUGGCCUGGUUGUCUUACUGCUGGAUGGUCUGAACUGCACCUACUGUGGGAUUCAGAAUGUUAAGAGGUGGUUUCUUCUCCUAGCCCUCUUGAACUCUGUUAUGAACCCAAUAAUUUAUUCAUAUAAAGAUGAUGAAAUGUGGGGUACCAUGAAAAAGAUGAUUUGCUGCUCCUCUGAGGAUAAGAGCCAGGACAGACGCUCUUCACGGAUCCCCUCAGCAGUUCUCUGCAGGAGCAUGGAUACCUCGGGGCACUUCAUUGAAGAUGGCAUUAUUCAAGGGACAAUUUGUGGAAAAGGAGAUCUUGGUGACAAAGGAAACUCCUGAGCUAUUCGAGAAACUGACUUGGCUGGAAAAGGAGAGGGGGAAGGGAGAGGUUUGUAAGAGAUUGACUGGCAAAGCCAGUAAACAAUAUAUCCACUUUGUUCCAGAGCCUAAACUCCAGUGUUAACAAAAGUUCUUAUAAAUAAUUGCCUGAUGGAAAAACACUUUGUAAUGAAGAAAACUUUCUGUGCUGCCGUCUUUCUCCUUUUCUUCUUUUAAGUACACAAAAUUGUUUUUUCGUAUGAAUGGAAUAAAUACACCUCAGAGACUUCUUUUGCAUGGAAACAAAAUGUAAGCCGCAUAGCGAGGCCCUCCUUAAACUCCUACAGAGAGAUUAAGCCUGCCUCACUGUGCAGGUUUAGCACUCAUUCAGUAUUUAUGCAUUAAACAGUUUCUGUGCUUCUUGAGGAGGAUUGCAGGCUUGGUUGGUCAGAACUGACAUUGUUGACCUGUUUUCUUGGUUGACAAAGUUCGUGAAAUAGGCCAUACUUACCUUCUCUCUUCCUCCUCCUUAUCUUGUUUUCAGAAUAGGCAGUUUGGUGGUUUAUUAAAGCCAUGCCAGAAACCUGGCUGUGAUGAAAAGCCCAGACCAGUGUACAUGAGCAAGUCUGACUGUGGAUUGUCAGAAUCAGUACAAGAAGCACAAAAGCCAUUAUUACUUCCACAGUGGAGUGAAUGCUCAAGGAGAUACAUUGCACUCUUUGCUGCUAUUGCCUAGGC
Molecule: messenger RNA, 2480 nt
Organism: Neopsephotus bourkii (Bourke's parrot)
Lineage: Eukaryota; Metazoa; Chordata; Aves; Psittaciformes; Psittacidae
Gene: LPAR3
Product: lysophosphatidic acid receptor 3
Exons: 4
Coding region: 678-1763 (361 amino acids)
Biological process (GO): G protein-coupled receptor signaling pathway
Cellular component (GO): membrane
Molecular function (GO): lysophosphatidic acid receptor activity
Source: RefSeq, a predicted model, not a curated record